CGGAGCGAGGGCUGCCUUGGCUGCGCAGCGUGAUUGAUUUUCUGCUUUUCUUCUAAACUCUUCUUCCAGGGAGAGGCUAGUGGGAACAGGCCGAGCUGGAUGGAUGGGUAUGGGGAGAGGGGCAGGACGAUCAGCCCUGGGAUUCUGGCCGACCCUCGCCUUCCUGCUCUGCAGCUUCCCCGAUGGCAUCCUGUGCCUGCCCCUGGCCCUGGCCCACCACGGGGCCUCCUGCCCGGAGGAGCCCUCAGUUGCCUGGCUGGCAGCCCUGUUCGCCGUGGACCUGGCUCCCAGUGGCCGCCGUGGGAGCUGGGGGAGGGUGUCCACUUUGUCAGCGGAGGUUAAGGAAGGUGGCGUCGGCUGUCGCCGGCGAAAAAGCCACGCCAUCACCUGGGUGUGGUCCUCUCGGUGUCCGAUGCCAAACACCUGCAUGCUGACGUCAGGGCGAUGGGUGUUCCGAGUGUGCCGCGUCCUUGCUGGCAAUUAUCCGGGGCCCCUGAUCAACUGGAUCGAGUCGGAAGUCCUCAGGCUGCCGGCUGAGAGCUCGGCGGCUUUCGCUGUGUCCCCGUCAGCAGGAGGUGCACCGGUCCCGCUAGAGGCCCAGGAGGGACAGGGUCAGCGUUGGAGCUACACAGACUCGGAUGUCAGGCAGACGGGGCCUGUGGUCACAGCUUCCCCGCAGCUCACCAUCAUCUUCAAGAACUUCCAGGAGUGCGUGGACCAGAAGGUGUACCAGGCCGAGAUGGACGAGCUGCCGGCCGCCUUCGCCGACGGCUCCAAGAACGGCGGGGACAAGCACGGGGCCAAUAGCCUGCGGAUCACGGAGAAGGUGUCGGGCCAGCACGUGGAGAUCCAGGCCAAGUACAUCGGCACCACCAUCGUGGUGCGCCAGGUGGGCCGCUACCUGACGUUCGCCGUGCGCAUGCCCGAGGAGGUGGUGCACGCGGUCGAGGACCGGGACAGCCAGGGCCCCGCCGCCCCCGACACCUUCCCCUACGAGACGGCCGUGGCCAAGUGCAAGGAGCGGCUGCCCGUGGAGGACCUGUACUACCAGGCCUGCGUCUUCGACCUGCUCACCACGGGCGACGUGAACUUCACGCUGGCCGCCUACUACGCCCUGGAGGACGUCAAGAUGCUCCACUCCGACAAGGACAAGCUGCACCUGACUGGGUUAUCCAAACCAAAAAUCCACGGAUAUCACCUACAACAAAACCUGGCAACCAGUGUUUCCUUCAAGUCCAAAAUUUGA
Molecule: messenger RNA, 1246 nt
Organism: Myotis davidii
Lineage: Eukaryota; Metazoa; Chordata; Mammalia; Chiroptera; Vespertilionidae
Gene: RGMA
Product: repulsive guidance molecule family member a
Exons: 7
Coding region: 104-1246 (380 amino acids)
Biological process (GO): BMP signaling pathway
Cellular component (GO): plasma membrane
Molecular function (GO): coreceptor activity
Source: RefSeq, a predicted model, not a curated record